CACCAGUCCGACGCGCGCACUUCUGCCGACGUCAUUUGUGUUUUUCCGGUGUGACGGGACGCGCGCAGCUGCAAAUGGUCGGAGUGUUCGUAACUUGGGCAGACGAAGCAAACUGAAAAGAACAGAAGGAACUGGGCUCUUUGAAUCUCCUUUUCAUUUGGCCCAAUGACUGACACGAAGGAGGCAUCCAAAGAAGCUCCGCCAUAUGAGGACAAUCCGCAAUCUCAUGAAUCCCACAACUCCUCCAAAGUAACCAGCACAGUGACCCCAGCGACUUCCAAAUCGGCGGCCUUGUGUCCAAGAGUCCUGAUGCCCGAGCAGCUGGAGAAGCUUCACAAUGAUGCAGUUUUGGUCUCCGACUUCAAGCAGUUAAAGCUUGAGAAAGAAGCGCAGAAGAACUGGGAUUUGUUCUAUAAAAGAAACAGCACCAAUUUUUUUAAAGACAGGCACUGGACGACGAGGGAGUUUGAGGAGCUCAAGGCGUGCAGACAGUUUGAAGCUCAGAAGUUGGUUCUUCUUGAAGCCGGUUGUGGAGUAGGUAACUGCUUGUUCCCUCUUUUAGAAGAAGACCUGAAUCUGUUUGUGUAUGCCUGUGAUUUUUCACCACGAGCAGUCGACUUUGUAAAACAAAAUCCUUUGUAUAAUGCUAAGCAGUGCAAGGCUUUUCAGUGCGACCUCACUAAAGACGAUUUGUUGGAAAAUAUUCCUUCUGAGUCCGUAGAUGUGGUGACACUCAUAUUUGUGCUAUCGGCUGUCCACCCGGACAAAAUGCACCUUUUGCUGGAAAAUAUUUAUAAGGUCCUGAAGCCGGGUGGGUGCGUUUUAUUCCGGGACUAUGGUCUUUAUGAUCAUGCAAUGAUGAGGUUUAAAACUGGAAACAAGCUGGGAGACAAUUUUUACGUCCGACAAGAUGGGACAAGGUCGUUCUUCUUUUCUGAUGAUUAUUUAGCCCAGCUUUUCACACGAGCCGGCUAUGAGGUCCUGGUGAACGAAUAUGUCCUGCGCAAAACGGUCAAUAAAAAGGAGGGUCUGAGCGUCCCCAGGGUGUUCCUGCAAAGCAAAUUUAAGAAGGUGAUGACAGGGACGUAGUGUCCGGCGGAUCUUUUGAACUGGCUGCUGUCGGGGAGGCGUUUACUUUUUUAUUUCUUUCUGAAGUGUCCAAUUCCUCCAUUUGUUUUAUUAAACGUAUUGAGAUU
Erpetoichthys calabaricus (reedfish) is the source of this 1196-nucleotide messenger RNA. RefSeq names its product methyltransferase 6, methylcytidine (gene mettl6). Lineage: Eukaryota; Metazoa; Chordata; Cladistia; Polypteriformes; Polypteridae. The transcript has 6 exons. The coding region runs from base 166 to 1089 and encodes 307 amino acids. The record is from RefSeq and is a predicted model, not a curated record.